Messenger RNA from Haplochromis burtoni (Burton's mouthbrooder), 10342 nucleotides. RefSeq names its product zinc finger, FYVE domain containing 16 (gene zfyve16). NCBI's taxonomy places the organism in Eukaryota, Metazoa, Chordata, Actinopteri, Cichliformes, Cichlidae. Gene Ontology annotation, cellular component: early endosome membrane; endosome. The transcript has 18 exons. The coding region runs from base 256 to 4533 and encodes 1425 amino acids. Gene Ontology annotation, biological process: liver development; endosomal transport. The record is from RefSeq and is a predicted model, not a curated record. Gene Ontology annotation, molecular function: metal ion binding.
CCUAAGCAUAUCCUGUGACCUCCCGACAGUCUGCAUGUUCAAGAUGGCCGCUUAAGUGGAGAAUUUACACCUCUCCAGUAAAACUAAUCCAGCAGCUAGUUGGCCGAACGACUUUUACCGUGGAAUUACCCUAAGAUACCAGCAACGUUUUCUUAUGCGUUACAUCUGAAGAGAUAAUAAUUGUUGAGGUUCGACACAUGGAGUAAAACAUACUGAAACUGUAGGGCAUAAAAAGCCUCUUUCCUUUAGUGCAGCAUGGACAGCUUCUUCAAGGCAGCUGUAUGUGAUCUGGACAAGCUGCUAGAUGACUUUGAACUCAAUAGUGAGGAACACGAAGGCAGGCCUGUUUCCCUGAAGCCCUCUGUGUACCCCUUCUCCUCACUUGGCCCUCAGUGUUCACCUAUAGAGCUGUCCCCAAAUCCACCAAGCCUCCCGGACCUUAAUUCUCUUCAUUAUGGAUUGACACCCGGCUGUCCUGAUGGUUCUGCCAGUCAUAACCCUAACCGCAGCACUGAUAGAGAGGUCAAAGGUCAGCCUCUCACUGGUGUGGACCUUCUGUUGUCUGUGGAUCGCAGGUCAGCCAAAAGCUCUACCCCUCCCUGUCCAGACAGAGCUUUGAAACCUGUCUGCGACCUUGUGAAUGACACAAGCUCAGCCAUUCUGGUCAGGUCCAGUAGCCACGAUGCCUUCAGUAAGCUGGACAUUGUGGAAAAGCAAAUGGAGGAAGAGGAAGCACUGCUUGUGGAUUUUAACAGCCCCGAAGUAGGACAAGAGCAAGAGGGUGCAUGCCAUAGUCGAGACACUCAAAAAGAGCAAACCCUUGUAGGGAAGGGAGAGGUACUGUUGAGUCUAGAUUUACAUCAGCAGAGUGGUGGAUACUCUGCCUCACUCAGUCUGCUUGAUGUCAUUCUCCCCGCAGCAGUGGAAAGGAGCUGUGAUCCUGCAGAUCAUUCACUAUCUUCAAUAGAUACUGACUUAGCUAAUAAAGAGGAGGGGGACAGUGAUGGGGGGGAUAUCUCUGACCAAGUAGUUGAGAACUCUGUGGAACAGAGUGAUCUGGAUCCUGUUGAUGGUGUUAAGAAAACUAGAACAAUCAAAGUUAGUAAAGAGAAUGAGUCUCAUGAAGCCUUGGAUGAAUGUGAAGCAGAGUGUCUUCCAGGUCAGGAAUCCAAAGCCUCACACAGCAAGCCGGUAGCCCUGUCAUGUUUACCCAUAGCUGUGUCCAUGUGCGGCGCUCUUGUGAACCCAAAGACCACAGAAGAUGAUUCAGGGGAAGCUGAGCUAUGCAUUGAUGCAGAUGUGUCUGAGAGCACAGAGGCAGAAUCCCUGUCAGGCCUGGAAGCCAAGGAGGAAGAGUCCCACCCGGAGGCACCCGCUUCCCACCCGGAGGCACCCGCUUCCCACCCGGAGGCACCCGCUUUACCUGCUUUUGUGGUCCAGGAGGUUGCAGAGGGCAGACAGUCUCCAGAGGGGCAACAACAGAUUUUUCUUGAAGCUUCUACAGAUCUUACCUCCACCAAUUGUUCAGAAACCAGCCUAGUAGAUCCUCCAGAGUUUGGUUUCGAGUACCUGCCUGAGAGCGACCAGGCUGAGCUGCUGGUUACAGAUGAGGAGUUGGAUGCUUUCCUGCAAGCACAUGCUGAAGCAGAACAGGGUGUUUCUUAUCCUGAAUCUCUCCCAGAAUCAAACAGGGCUCCAGAGGAAGGGCUUGUAAAACAGGACUUAGGUCUACCUUUUCCAGAAAGUGAUCAAGCAAUAUGUGUAUCUGCAGAGGGGAGCAUUAACCCUGGUGCUCUAUCAGUAUCAGAGGACUCUUGCAGACCUUGGCAAGACUAUUCUUCUGGGGUAAGCUCUCUGACCAGCAACACUUUCCAGUCCCAGCACAGCAGUAGCCCUGAUCUACAACCCUCCUAUGGAGGUGCAAGACCUAAACAGCUGCACUGCCAAACUGCAAGAUCUCCAGCAACAGGAGAAGAGGAAGAGGGGGAGCUGGCUCAGAUGUUAAGUGCUUCUACAACAGUGCCAAGUACUGCAGAGGAUGGAAAACGUUCACCAAUAAACCCCAGUAUUACAGAUGAGCAUUCCAUCAACUUUAGGGAUUCUAACCUUUCAUAUGCAACUCAGGAGGAUCAGGAUUACAGUGUGGUGUAUGAUGAACUGUCAGAACCCCCACCUUACCCUGGGGAGUUUACCACAGACAGUGCCAAGGCAGUGAGCUGCAAAAGGGAGGGAGUGGAGGAGCUAGGGAACAGACAGCCUGCUUGGGUGCCAGACUCUGAAGCUCCCAACUGUAUGAAGUGCAAUCAGAAGUUCACUUUUACCAAAAGGCGGCAUCACUGUCGUGCCUGUGGGAAGGUUUACUGUGCUGUGUGCUGCAACAGGAAGUGUAAACUGAAGUACCUGGAGAAAGAGGCUCGUGUAUGUGUCCUCUGCUUUGACACCAUUCACAGAGCCCAGGCUCUGGAACGGAUGAUGAGUCCUACAGGUCCUAGCCCAAACCCAAAUGUCCCAUCUGAAUACUGCAGCACAAUCCCCCCUUUACAGCAGGCCCGUGCUGCUGGUACUCUAAACUCCCCACCACCUACUGUCAUGGUGCCUGUGUCUGUUCUUAAACACCCAAGCAAUGACGGUUGUCCUCGUGAGCAAAAGCGCGUGUGGUUUGCUGAUGGUAUCUUACCCAAUGGAGAGGUGGCAGACACCGCCAAGCUGUCUGUGAUGAGCCGCAGGAGCUCCCAAGAGUUCAGUGGUGCCACCGCAGAUGAGACAACACCUGGCUUACCUGGGGCAGAGACCGGAGUUAACAGUGCAUCUUCCCCUGAGGCUGCUGUGGCAGCAGAGGUAGUUUGCCGCCCAGUGUCUGGACCCUGGGAUUUCGCGUUGCUUUGUGGAAUUGGUUCUUCAGUGAACAGGUUUCCCAGUCUGCUGCCAGACAAUGAAGACGAGCUGCCUCCACUGCUCAUUGCCACUGGAGAGGACGAAGGAGGAGAUGUUUUAGUUGAGGAGAAUCCUGCUCCAUGUCAGAUUCUGCACUUACUAGAAGAAGGCGGACCCCGUCCUCUGACAUUCAUUCUUAAUGCCAACCUGCUAGUCAAUGUCAAACUGGUGACAUACUCUGGCAGGGAAUGCUGGUGUUUUGGCUCUAAUGGGCUGCAGGCUCUGGGACAGAAAGAGUUAGUAUUUCUGUUGGAGUGUUUGCCUCAAGAAAAAACUCUUCCCAAAGACCUCUUUACCAUAUAUCUCAGCAUUUUCCAGGAUGCCCAAAAAGGGAGGUUUGUGGAGGAGCUGGAUAAUGUGACUUUUACAAGUAGUUUCUUGGGCAGUAAGGAUCAUGCUGGGAUGGUAUUCUUCUCUCCCACCUGCCAGUCUCUAGACGGCCUCACUCUCCCUUCACAGCCAUUCUUGUUUGGCCUGCUCAUUCAGAAACUGGAGGUGCCCUGGGCCAAAGUCUUUCCACUGAGACUGCUUUUGCGUCUUGGAGCUGAAUACAACUCGUAUCCCACCACACUGAUAAGUAUCCGUUUUCGGCAGUCAGUGUAUCGAGAGACAGGACACACCAUUAUGAAUUUAUUGGCUGAUCUAAGGAACUACCAGUAUAGCCUGUCAGUGGUGGAGGGCCUGAGGAUCCACAUGGAGAUGGGCCACAGCUACAUUGAUAUUCCCAAAAGUAGCUUCAGUGAGGUGCAGAAGGUGAUAAAUGCAUCCAAUGAACAUGUCAUCAGCAUUGGAGCAAGAUUCAGCUCGGAGGCCGACUCUCACCUGGUCUGUUACCAGAAUGAGGAGGGAAAUUACCAAACCCAGGCCAACAGCAUGCCUGGGAAGUCUCGGACAGUCACUGGGGCCAGUUUUGUGGUGUUCAAUGGAGCACUUAAAGCCUCCUCAGGUUUCAUUGCAAAGUCCAGCAUUGUAGAAGAUGGGUUGAUGGUGCAAAUCCCUCCAGAGACCAUGGAAUCUCUUCGCUCUGCCCUCAGGGAGCAGACAAACUUCCACAUACCCUGUGGCAAGAUUAAUGAUGAGCAGCUCAGAGAGAAUGUGACUGUCCGCUGGGUGGAGUGGAAUCCACCUGUCAACACAGGCAAAACUAGUGGAGUUGAUGGAAGAUCCCUAGAUGGAGUGUGUAGUGUGAGGAUGCAACAAGACACUGAGUUUGAGUCAGACAAUCGGCUGAUUACAUGCACUGAGGUAUUCUACCAGCUGAAGUCUCCAGACUGCAACCUGGCAUCUGUCUUAUCGUCCUGCAGUGUUUUUCAGAAGGAAAUAGCGUUGGCAACCUGCAGCGCUCUCACUCCUCACCUCGCCGUUCUCACUUCCAGCGGCAUCAACUCACUCUCACUGUGUGUCUCGACACAGGCUGACAUGGUGGAGUACCAGGCUGGCUCCAAAGGCAGUCUUCUCCCACAGCGCUACAUGAAUGAGAUGGACAGCGCUCUGAUCCCUGUCAUCCAUGGGGAGAGUGCAAGUGUGCCACAGACUGCCAUGGACAUGGAGUUCAUGUUCUAUAUCACACAUGCCAUUGAAUGUGCAUGUAGACCAUGACACACUCAAAGUUUUGGAGGCAAAAAAACAAAAACAAAGCUGCAGCUUCAGGCAGGAUGCUUGUUCCCAGCUGGAGCAGCAGCCACCCACACAGGAAGAAAAACAUUUCCACCCUGAGGUUUGUGAUUUAGAGGGAUCAAUGAUUGGAUGAUGGUCUUCUGUUAAGAAGCCAUUGUACUUUUGAGUGUUUCAUGUUCACCAAAGCUGCUUUAAUACAAGAAGCCAAACACUAAACAAGAAAUAUGACAACAUGACCAAAAGCAACCAAACUAUUCAAAGCGCUUUCCUCUGCUCUGCCUUCCAGACUCCCUGCUGGCCUCCGUCAGUGUGGAGUACCUCAGUGAAUGUUUCCUACAGACACUAUGGAAAUGGCUCUCAUUAUUUUUACAUUAAAGUAGGGACAUUAAUGAGCGUAGACAGGUGAUCAGGUGCUACUAUAGAGCUACUUGACAUACAUAGUUGGCUUGUUCUAAAUGCAGACAUCACAGGGCUCACUUUCUCUCAAGGUACUAUGCUCUCAUUUGACAUGAUGGUUGUGAUGAUACUGCACAGGAAAACAAUGGGCCUUCUGCAGGAAACCUUUUUGUAACUAUGUCCUGGGGCUGGGCUGAUGAAUGAUAUUUGAUUAAAAUUCCAAGUUUGCCUUUUAAUGAUAAUUUAUAAAAACUAAACCAAACUUCAUUACAGUGCACUGCUCUAAAGGACACCUAUCCACGUGCCCAGAGUUUCUCCCGGUUUAACUCAACUCAAGCUAAGAAAAGUAGAGUGUUUGAUCAACAAGGUCUAUCUACAGGGAGGAUUAACAAUCGCCUAUGUCUAUAUUGCUCAGGGUCUGGUUUGGUUUUUUUUUCCCCUCAAUUGAGUCUGCCUUCUGCAACAAGUAACAGUUGGAUAGCCGAGGCUUCAGCUCUCUUCCACUCACAAUGUAACUGCUAUGCAGGUCUCUUGGUGCACACACAUCCACUGCUGCUCCCUGCCCCAUUUGCAGCAACAAUCUCCCAACCAGCAUGGCAUGGACCAGUGAUGCUAAUUUUAGCUUUAUGUUAAAAACAACUCCCAAUUAUUUCCCAGCUGCCUACUAAAACACUCUGGUACUCUCACGACUCUCCCCUUUUUUCAUUUAUUUAUUUGUUUUCAUUUAAAUUAUAUUUGACAUAUAAUUUAUAUGUUAAAUUAUAUGUCAAAUAUAAUUGACAUAUAAUUGUUAACUGUUAACAAUUAUUGAGUUUUUACAUAAUGCUUAAGUGUGUUCAUUUUGUGUGACAGAAUCACUGGUUUAAUUGACAUCUAGACCUGUCAUGCUUUGUUACUUGUUCUGCUUUAUUUAUUGUCAGUUAAGUGUUACACAACAACUAAUCGCUGAUGCACAACAACCUAACAAGCUGACAGUGAAUAACGUGUACAAGUUACCGAUCUUAUAUUCGCCAAUAAAAUGUCAGACUUUAAAGAAAAACGACAGCCAUUAUGACAAAAAAUCAAAGUCAAAGAAACACAUUCCAAUGUGGAUAAAAGCAGAGACUGUGCACUACAUUAAACGACAGGUCUAGAAUAUACAUGAAUUUCACACGACAAAAGUGCAGGAUGCAACUCAUUCAGGGGAGGCAGCCUCACCAGUGUAAACGGUUAGCUCAACUGAGCUGCCCAGAUGUUUGGCUAGCUCAGUGUCUAGAUGACACUUCAUAAUCCUCUCAACUGAAAGCAUCUGAAAAACAUUUCUCUGAGCCCUGGUUGUACAACAGCAGCAAUAAUCAAGGAUUUAUUUAUUCUGUCAAUUAUAAUUCGUAAUUAUAAGGCCACACUUUCCUUACAGGCAAUGAGAGUGAUGGAAACAAACCUGUGGGAGUGAGUCUUUCCUGCAUGAGGCCCAGUGUGUGUGUCAGUAACAUGGCUGAAGUUUGCGUCUGGAACUUUACAAAUGUUUUUUUAAUUCCUAAAAAGUGAACAUAUGACAGGUAUAUUUUGGCAGGAUUAAGAGUGUUGACCUACUGACCUUGAUGAAACUACAGAACUAUUUGGAUAAUAGUAUUACAACUGGUGGAGGUGAGGGGUUAAAAUAUUCUCUUGUAGUUGAAUAUGUCUUUCUUGUUGAGUAGCUGACAUUAAAGCUGCUCAUUACUGAGCUUGCAGGUGUAGCUCUUCUCAGAGCUUUAGUUUCUGUUUCCAUCAUCCUGCUGGCACAAAAUUGAUCCAAUAGUAUGUUUGUCUUAAAAUCUUUCCAUUAUUAUUUGAUCAUCCAUCUUCACACUGAGGUUUCAUUUCACACUGAGAUCUUACAAAAGAAAAGAUGAUGUAAAUCCCGACAGUUUUUAUUUCUCAGAAGGAGGUGUAAAUUUAACAAAGAGGAUGCUAUAUUAAUUGUACACACUCUGCUUCUGGAUGAAAAUGUCCAGUCAGGGGAGUUAAAACAAAAAAAUCCCUCCGGUUUUUCACAGAGAUGCUCUUUCAGUGUUGAUGACUUCUUGCCAGAUCAAACACAAAAUACUAAUGAUUAUUUUCUCCUUUAAGAUGUUUUACGUUAUCUGCUUCAGUCUCAGUUAAAUGUUGUUUUUGCACAGCUAAUGAGAACUCUUUCAUUCAGUUCAUCUCACAACUUUUACUAGUUAUUUAAAAAAAUGAAGAUGAUUCUUUCAGAUGAGAAGAUUGAUUACACUAUUAUCAAGUCACUAACACAGAUUGUAUAUAAGCAAUGGAAUUGGCCACAGUAAUGUCACCAGUUAUGUGGGACUGAAGGUGCCUGUUUUCAUUGUGAGCAUUGUAGUGUUUUUGAAUUGGAUGUAAGGCGUGAUGGAUGGAUCAGACUGAAACUAUUGCUAUUCAGUCUGGUCGCCUCCUGUUGGCCAUUUAUAGAAAUUCAGAGUUAAAGCUCUUCCACAUUGGCUCCACUUUACAAGCCCAGAGGCUACCUCUAUCUUUUAUAUAGUCUAUGUUCAUGAAUUAGCUUAGCUUAGUUCAGUGUGAUGGGUAGAAACGGGUGAAACUGUGUAGCCUGGCCUCAUUCAGCCUUCAAGAACCAUCAAAGCUUACAAAUUAUUCUGUAUAUUUUGUUUGAUGUUUAGAAAGAAGGAUGAAAACCACUGGAGUUAAUUGAGUUAAUUGGUGGUUGGUUUUUAGUCUGUUUACAUGGAUAGAGCAGCUAAUUGUCUUUACCAGCUAACAUCAGACUUAAUGGCUGCCAUUGACUGACACAUUCAGUGACAGGUAACAAUAGCAGUGACACACUCAAGUAUUGUCACCUUAAUUCUGUGCCGACUAUAAGAUGCUGAAACAACUGGUUAUUUUGUUCUAAUGAAGACUUUGGUUUCUGUUGCAGAAAAGGCAGAACAAUAACAUUUUAAUUAUCAGCCAAAUUAUUAUUUUUAAGUGUUGUUAUUGGCCCAACUUUUCAGAGCUAAUUCUCUAUUGACCAUUUCUUUUAAGAUAAAUAAUUCCUAUGCUUGGUCUCAAUUUCGUUCAUAAUAUUAGUUCACUUCAUGUAGUACUAAAACUACUACUACAUGCUGACUUGUCUAGUGUGUAAGUUUGGACUGAUUAAUUAUCAAAUGGACAUGUCACGUUCUGCUCUUAAAUGAAAUGACAUUCUGAAUGUUAGACUCCGGUUGUCCCGCGAUUUACUGCAUGUUCUAAACUUGUUCUGCCUCUGACCACCCAUUUGGACAAUUUGCUGUCUGCUGCUGUUAGCUAGUAAGCUAGCAAAGCCACUAUCAUCAGUACUGAUGAUUACAGCCUCCUUCUGGCUGAAUCUUGUUUGGUGGUCCUUUUCUAUCAUUCAAGUAGCCAAGAACUGAGACACGACGGUGGUUUCCAGUCUAAAUUCAAGUGUCAUCUAGCAGCUUUGUGGCUUUAGUUUAAAAUUAACACACAAAUAUAAGAGUGGUAUCAAUCUUCUCAUCCAGGUUUUGUGCAGAAGGACAAAAAAAGCUAAUUUCCUCAGUUUAUUGAUUGGAGUAGGAGCUGUUUUAUACUGGGUUCAUAUUUUAGCAUUAUUUAAUGUCUCUAUAACAGCUUUAGGCACUUUAUAAAUAUCAGUGUGCUGAUGUGUUAGAAAAAAAAAAGGUUUGGUUUGACAGAUGCCUGAAGGCAAUCUGUCAAACCAAACCUUUUUUUUCUUCUUUUUUUCUUUUUUUUUUUCCGGUAAUGAUAUUUCUGGAUCCAAACUGGCAGUUAUCUCUUAUGAGUCGGAAUAAUAAAUGCUCCUGAAACUCAGAGUACACAGAGGUUAUGUCCCUGUAAAAUGCAUUCACUUUUGUGUCCACUGUUUGUAGCAGUGUUUUGCAGCCUCCAUUUGUCUAAAGCUAGGUCUGAGUUUGUUUGUUUUGUUUUGUUUUUUAGGGCAAAGUGCAUUGUGUCGCAUCUCAUCUCACUUUUCAGUCAGGACUUUUUUCCCAAAUGUAUAGAUGAUAUCCUGUACACAUAGAGAUUGUAUCAAACCUUGUGCAUUUUUUAAAUAUUAAAAGUUAUUUUUGAAAUGUUGGUAUAAAAGAAAAAAAAGUUAAUAUUUUUGAUAGAAGGUUGGCUACAUUAAUUCUGCAGUUUGUGUAGCAAGCUGUUUGAGAGGAGAAACAAAUCAAGAAAUGAAUUAAUUGUUAGAAGGUGGAAAUAUCUAAUCUCAAAAUACAUGAAGCGCUUUCGUUUGACAUGAAUGUUUUUGGUAAAAAUCUGAAUACUGAGCUUAGUUAUGAACUCUUCUGCAAGUCGUGCUCUAAUUCUUAGCAACAACUGCGUUAUUAUGAAUACUCAUGUAAAGACUUGUAAACCUCCAGGUUGAUUGCAGUCUUCUAGAUGUAUGAAGGUUUAUACAGUUUUUUUUAAUCACUGAAAUCUGUGAGUUGUUGAUUAACUUCUCCAUGUGAGAUGUUUAUUAAACACUAGAAAGGUCAACUGCCGUAACUGACUGUGUUGAUUUUUAGCCAUGCAUGCAAUGACUGAAUGUUAAAUUGGGAGGCUUUCUAGCUUCAGUAGAAAUCUCUCACCCUUUGGAGAGGCCGUGAUCUAUUGCCUGAAAACUGCAUUUAUGUACACCUAAUCUGCAGAUGAUAUUUUCUGCUAACAUAAAAGGUUGUCCAAAGAUUUAGAUUGGCUAUAAAUCUGACCUGUAAAAAACCUAUGCAAACGAAAUGUGUUCAGUGGACUGAAUAAGCUGAGUCUGAAUCUGUAUUUAUAUCGAAUCUGUAUUUAAGGUCCUUUACUAAACACCAACCACACUUUAAUCAGGAGCUCACAAAGACUUACUAUUUUCCACCUAAAGCCGCUUUUGUUCUUUAUGGUGGAUUAUCUAAAGUUGUUAUUAUUACCAUUACCACCAUUAUCAUCAUUAUUAUUAUUGUUGUUGUUGUUAUUGAGUAGUUUGAAAAAUGAAAAAUGUGAGUUUUGAUUCUGAUGUAGAAAGCGGGUAUGAGGGGAAAUUGUGCCGUUUAUACUGCCGUGCAAACAUCUCUGAAACGUACGGCAGUGGUUUAUGUAAAACUUAUUGAUUUUUACAAAGUCCACCUUUUUCCCCCUCCAUUACAAAAUGGACAUGUUCUCCUUCCACAGUCCAAAGCCUAAUAGCUUUGGAUUUUGGGACGAGAACAUGUCCAUUUUGAGAAGUAUUUUGGGAGGCAAAUUAUUCAAAUUUCUUUCUCUCUCGUUAAAACAACCUUCCACUGUGUGAAAAUGAGAAGUAUUGAUUGAUUUGAUGUAAGUUUUUGUAAAUCAUCCAUUUAUUCAUAAGACCAGCUUUACUUUUUGAGGACCCUGCGGUCUGCAUCCUAACCAGUUUCUGAAUAGCCUGUGUAUUUAAAGAAUAAAAGAAUUUUAUGAAAAAACAAAA